Myodes glareolus (Bank vole) is the source of this 4791-nucleotide messenger RNA. The record is from RefSeq and is a predicted model, not a curated record. Lineage: Eukaryota; Metazoa; Chordata; Mammalia; Rodentia; Cricetidae.
ACCCCGUCUCCAGCCUGUGAGGCCUGAGUGUAAGGAUGUGUGAAGUGACCAUGUGUGUAGAAAAACUUGUCUUUCUCAGCGAUCACCCCCGUCUAAAGAGUCACUGAAACUUGCUAGACGCGAGCGUGCGGAACAACUACAGGAAGGAGGUGAACUCAGUGAUGCCAAUCACCUGGGACCAUCUCACUUCAGCCUUCCUUCCUGUCUCCAUCCUAGAUAAGAGAACGCUACACUUGAGCCGAUGUUUGAAACUGGCUAAGCGAAUUUAAAUAGAGUGAAACGGUGCAUGACUACAGGAACAAUAGUAGAAGCUACAUUAUUUGUACCUCUCAUCACCAGGCAGUAUGCUCUUUACACAUUUUACUUGACACGUUUUCUUUUAUCUUUUGCGUGUGGUGUGUGUGUGCACAUACAUGUGUGCAUGUGUGAAGUGUGGUGUGUUCCUUUACAUAUGUUUUUAUGGACAUACGUGCAAGUGUGUGUAGCGGCUGGAGGCUGACAUCAGGCAUCCUUCUCAGUUGCUCCUCAACCUUAUUGUUUUUAAACAGGAUCUCUCACUGAACCUGCAGCUCACUGAUUGGCUAGACUAUCUGACCAGUGAGCUCCAGGGAUCCUCUCCAGGGAUCCUCCUGCCCUACCACUCCCAGCAAUGGGAUAACAGGUGCAUGCCACUGUCCUGGGUGUUUGAAGGAGGUUUUUGGGAUCUGAACUCACAUCUGCAAUGUUAUUUCAUUAUACCUGGACAACAAGCACUCUCCUGGCUGAGCCAUCUUCCCAGCCCCUCAUUUAACCUUAGUACCCACCCAAAGUACUAAAAUAUAUUUCACACAUAAAUGCAAAGAAGUUAUUUCCUUUCUACUUCUAUGAAUAGACGUUGAGAUCUGAAGAGCUUUCUCUAAAACCUUUACUGUGUGCAGCAAUAGUCAUUGCUAAUGACUGUUUACUUAACCAAAAGUUGCUUAGUUCCUUAGAGACCAUUAGUGUAAGAAGGAAGACACAGUUCCGUCGAGAUGCGCAUGUGUGUGCAGUGAGUGGGUGCUGAGGAUGGGGGUGAUGAGCCAUCCAAAGUGUGGGAGAUGCUUUCUUCGCUAAAUCAAGACCCACAGAUUGUUAAUGUUUGGGAUUUUAUUCCCAAGUGCUGACAUUUACUUUUGAAUAGCUUUUAAUGAAAGAAUUGAAGACUUUAACCAAAUCUUUAAGUUUAAAGAAUCCAGGACAUUGUGUGUUUGUGUGCAUGUGUGGUGCAGAGUACAAUCUUGUGUGUUCUUCAGAUGCCACUCAUCUUGAGUUUCAAUUUUUUUAUUUUUUUGAGAUUAUGAGACAAUGACAUCAUUUCCUCCUUUUAUUUCUUCUCUCCAAACUCUCUCAUGUGAUUCCACUCACUCUCCCUCAAAUUUGUGGCUUCUCUUUCUUUAGUUGUGUGUGUGUGUGUGUGUGUGUAAAUAUACUGCUCAGUCAGUAUAAUGUUAUGCCUAUGUCUUUAGAGCUGACCAUAUGGUAUUGGAUAACCAAUUACUAUGCUCUUCCCUGGGGAAGACUAUUUCUCCUGCUCUCAGCUUUCCUUUAUCUCAGGUUGUGCCCUCGUGAGCUUUCCCCGUCUCAUGUUAAAAUGUCUUUUGGUGUUGUUUUGUUUUAUUUAGUUUUUGAUUGGCUUGGAGCUUGCCAAAUAGGAUAAACCAGCUUCUUGUGAGCCCCAGGGAUCCACUUGUACCCACCUCGUCAGCAGCGGGAUUACCAGCUUGCACCACCAUGCCUAGCUCUUUUUUAAAGUGGAUUUCAGGGAUUGAACAUGGGUUUUUGUUCUGAGACAGCAAGAACUUUACCAACUGAACUAUUUCCCCAGGCCCUAAUUCAGAACUUUGAAUUCAACUACAUGCGAUUUACUUGUAACCAGCGACAGAGUUCAGUUGUAUUUGAAUAUUAAAAAAAUCACUCACAGGAAACAGUUUAAAUUCAAAGGAAGAUACAUACUGUUAAAUUGUUCUUAUGAUUACAGCCAAUGAAAAUAAAUCUAGAAAUUUGCACACAAAUAAUGAGAUUGUCGAGCUUAAGAGGGGUUUUCAAUCUGGAAAAUUUCCUGUUACCAGUUUUCUUAGUCCAUCUGAGCCACUUUACCAAAAAUGCCACAGGGCGGGAGAAUUAUAAAUAUAGAAGUUUAGUUCACACAGUACCUGAGUCUCGAGAGUCUAAGACCAAUUGCUAACACCAGUGUCUGGUGAAGGCUCUCAUAUUUGGUACUUUGUACAUACCUGCUUUCUGCCCAUGAUGUCUUCUUGCUAUGCUUGCAUAUGGUAAGAAGGAUGAAUGACUCCCGUGGGCCUCGUUUUUAAGGACACUAAUUCCAUGGAUGAGGGCUCCACCCUUACGACUCUUACAAGUUCUUACAUCAGGUUCGGAUUUCAACACAUGAAAGUCAGGGGCAUAAAUGCAUCCAAACCACAGCAGCAAACAAGACCUUUUCUCCAGCCAGGCAGCAUAUUAACCGCCAGGAUCACCUGGAGGAAACCCCAAGAGACGCUUUCUUCAGGAUGCAGCUUAUGAUAAGGUCCACACCAUAGCUGAAGAGUUACUGGAUCGUGCUGAAAAGUGUAAGAGUCUCAGACCACACGAGUCACCUGCUGAGUGCGCUCACCAGUUGAUGACUACCUUCCUCAGCCAUAUUUGCAACAACCAAGGGCUGGUGGGCAGUCACGUGUUCAGUGUCUGCUGUAAGAUGGAAAUUACAGCAAGACUCCAGUGCUUCCUGUCCUCUAAGAAAGUUGAUGCAGACAGCACCAAUGUACCCCUGAUUCCAAGGCCUGAGCUGACCUGUGAGACAGAUGAGAGGAAUCACAUGUCGCUGAAGACAAGGUUCAGCUAUGAAAUUUCUCAAAGGUAUCCAUUCUUAUAUGGACCCACUAUCUUGACCAUGUCUGCUUGCUAUGACACAGCUGUUUGGUCAUGUUGUCAAGAAGAAAAUAAAACCGAGUGCCUGCAGACAAAGCUAGAACCCAUCAGAAGAUACAUUAGAGAAAUAUCUGCGAGACAUCGUCAUUUAUGUGAAAUCAGGAUUAAAUUCGAUGACAAAAUAGUAAGAGCAGUAGAAUUGAUUCUGCUCACUAAAAAGCAACCUAAAGCUAACUUUUCUGAAAUUGCCAAAUUGACCACAGAUAUUAAAAAUCUGCACAAGAUCUGUUGUGAAGGAAACACAGUGGCGUGUGCACUGGGCAGGGACCAGCUUAUGAACUACACCUGCUCUAACCAGGCCAUCUUGUCCAGCAAGUUUGCUCAGUGCUGUGAACAGCCAGAACCAUUCCGUGGGGAAUGCAUUAUCAACUCAGAAAAUGAUGACAAGCCCAGCCUGCCAUCCUUGGCACUCAGAAAGUUUACCGAAGACCAGUCUGCAUGCAAACAAUUCAGUGACAAGCAGGACGACUUUCUACAAGAGUUCCUUUACGAAUAUUCAAGGAGACACCUGGAGUUGGCAGUUCCAGUGAUUUUAAGAAUACUUGCAACAUAUAAACAUUUACUGGAGGAAUGCUGCAAGUUAGGAAACCCUUUGGAAUGCCAUCGCCGAGGGAAAGAGAUGUUCCAAAGAGUGGUCCGUGAAAGCCGUGACCGUGUGAGAACCUACUGUGGCUUACACAGGAUGUUAGGAGGCAGUAACUUCCAGGACAGGCUUACCGUCCUUUAUACUAAGAAAGCCCCACAGCUGUCUGUGCAGGAGUUGGUGGCAUUCACAAGAAAGAUGGCAGCGGCUGCCAGUAGAUGCUGCCCACUAAGCAACGAGCGGCAGUCUGCCUGUGUGGAGGAUGCGGACAAGCUGAUCCUUGGAGCUCUGUGCAGGCGACAUGACGCCGAGCCUGUCAACGCUGGAGUGGGCCGCUGCUGUGACUCCUAUGCCUUCAGGAAGCCCUGCUUUGAUGACCUGCCAGUCGACGGAACUUACGUUCCUCCACCUUUGUCUUGUGACCAAGUCAUCAGCCUUAAGGAGGACUUGUGCCGAGCUCAGGAGGAGGAGCUCCAAACUGAAAAGCAAAAGCUCCUCAGUAACCUCGUGAAGCAGAAGCCACAAGCAGCAGAGGAUGCAUUCCAGGCCAUUGGCGCGGGGUUCACGCAGCUGGUGGAGAUGUGCUGCCACUCAGAAAAGCAGGAAACGUGUUUUCAGGAAGAGGGACCCCAACUGAUCAGGAAGUGCCAGUCCCUCUUAGAGGCUGACGCAUCCCAGAGAGUGCCAAUGUAGGAUCAUCACUGACAUCAGCAACAUGGAAGAUAACAGUCGACCAAGUGGUUUCUCGUCAGCUGUGUUGGAACAGAACGCUUGCCCGUCAACACCAUCUUUCCCUUCCCAUUAACGAAUGGCAUAUUGAAUUCCAGACCAGCCCCUCAGAACUCUACCACCACAAGUUUGCCUCUCAAGAGCAGUGGCAGAGAAAGAAACUCAAAGAGCAUUCAAGGUCUUCAGCCAGUUUAAUGAGCAGCCACAUCUGGCUGGGAACUGGCUGCUGGGCCCCCACAGUGAAGACUUAAAGGUCAACACGGAGCUGUCUGUACCACUUCUGGGAAUCACUGUUGAUGAACCGAGGGGAAGAUGCUAAUGAAGUUCCCUUCCUGAAUGGGGUCUGGCUCCUAGUCUAUAUGUACGCUAUGUUGAUGUUGCCAGCAAAUGGAUCCUAAUAUAUUUGUAUUCAUUAGAGCAUUAUUGAAUGAUUACUUUUUUCUCUGGAAAUUCUACUGAAAGUGAUGUAAAAGAUUUAUAAUUGUUCUUUUAAUUUUUUUCUUUUAUGUAAUAAAACAAACAGUUAUAGUUUA